This is a messenger RNA of Trametes versicolor FP-101664 SS1, 1842 nucleotides long. RefSeq names its product alcohol oxidase-like protein. NCBI's taxonomy places the organism in Eukaryota, Fungi, Basidiomycota, Agaricomycetes, Polyporales, Polyporaceae. Gene Ontology annotation, molecular function: flavin adenine dinucleotide binding; oxidoreductase activity, acting on CH-OH group of donors. The record is from RefSeq and is a predicted model, not a curated record. Bases 1 to 1842 code for a protein of 613 amino acids. The transcript has 14 exons.
AUGGCUUCUCCCUCUUUGCACGAAGAAGAGUUCGAUAUUAUCCUCGCAGGCGGAGGCACCGCGGCCGGCGUCAUUGCGGGGCGUCUCUCGUCUGCGUGUCCCUCUCUACGCAUUCUCAUGCUCGAGACAGGCCCGCACACGCAGGAGGACCUCGCCCACGUACAACCCGCACGUUUCUUGUCUCACUUGCGCCCGGACACGAUCACCGCGAAGCACGUCGUUGCGCGGCCCAGCGAGCACCUCGAUGGACGGUCGCUCAUCGUGCAAUGCGGGCAGUGCGUUGGGGGCGGAUCGAGCGUGAACUUCACGAUGUACACCCGCGCCCCGGCGUCUGACUUCGAUGACUGGGCGAACGUUUACAAUAACCCGGGAUGGGCGUUCAAGGACGUUCUACCCCUCAUCAAGAAGAUCGAAAGGUACCAAAACUCGCCGGGGGUCGAACAUCAUACGCACGGCUAUGACGGUCCGCUCAAGGUCUCGUACGGAGGAUAUCGCAAUGCCGUCGGUGAAGACUAUCUUGCCACGGUGGCGCAAUACGACACCGGGCGCCCCAUUGUGAAUGAUAUCAAUACUAUGGUCGAAGAUGUCAACCGUUUUGAGCGUUAUCCCAAAUGGAUUGACGAACAAACUGGGCGCCGGUCCGAUGUUCCGCAUCACUACGUGUACAAUAAUGCCUCAUACGGCAGCAAUCUGCAGCUUAGGGCAGCUUGUACCGUCAAGCGCGUUAUCAUGGAGAACGGGAGGGCUGUCGGCGUUGAAUACAUGCACAACCCCCGAAUCAAUGCGGACGCGGACAACGUCCUGCAUAUCGCGAAGGCGAAGCGUAUGGUCAUCGUGUCUGCUGGGACGUUCGGCUCCCCAGGCAUCCUCGAGAGAUCAGGAAUCGGGGCUCCAGGUAUCUUGAAGCAGAAUGGCGUGGAGCCGAUCGUGGACUUGCCCGGCGUGGGUGAGAACUACAACGACCAUCCGCUUUUGUUCCUCCCCUUCUACGCCGCGGAAGGUACGGUCACCCUUGACGGGAUAAUCAGGAACGAUAAGGAAGAGAUCGAGAAAUGGUCUACACAGUGGGUCAGUGAGGGCAAGGGCCUGAUGGCGACCAACGGAAUCGAUGCGGGGUGCAAGUACCGUCCCACGCCCGCCGAGCUCGAGGAUAUCGGGCCAACCUUCAAGGAACGGUGGGAAUCCUUCUAUGCCAACUCGCCCGAGAAGUCUAUCUUGUGGAUCGGAGAAUUAGCUAUGUACGUCGGUCCGUCUCAGCCGUCCCCGGAUGUACUGUGUUUCUGCACAGGGGGGUUCUCAAUGUAUCCCUCCGGGAUCGGCUCGGUACACAUCACCUCGGGUGAGGACCCCCAUGCGCCCGUGGACUUCGUGUCAGGUGUGUUCAGCAGCCCCGAUGACCUCGCCGUCAUGAGGCAUAUGUAUAAGCGUUGCCGAGAGAUAGGACGACGGAUGUCGUGCUUCCGUGGCCUGUACGCUCCUGACCAUCCGACGUUCCCGGACGGGAGCGCGGCGCAUGGUCCUGAGGCGCUGACUGGCAUGCCUGUGGACGUGCACGCACCGGACCUCGUAUACACGGAAGAGGACGACAAAGCGAUCGAUGUGAUACUCAAGUCACAUAUUCUUACUGCGUGGCACUCGAACGGCACUUGCACCAUGAAGCCGCGCGAUCAAGGGGGUGUCGUCGAUCCGCGCUUGAACGUGUACGGCGCGCAGGGGCUGAAGGUCGCGGACGUCUCAAUCUGUCCCGCUAACGUCAGCACGAACACGUAUUCCACUGCGCUCACGAUAGGCGAGAAGGCGGCGGUCCUGAUUGCAGAGGAGCUGGGCAUCACAGGCGUGUAG